AUGGAUAUUCAAAGGCAUGAGCAUAGGAGGAAUGAUCAUGAUACAAGGUAUAUUGAGUGUAAACCGUGGAGUGACUUUGUAUUGGAGAAACAAGCAUCAGAAAUAUACACCCAAACAAUUUUUAAGGAUAUUCAAAUUGAAAUUGAUGCUGCUAUUACAAAGUGUAUGUCAAAGUCUGUUGAUACUGUGGGUGAUGUUCAAUAUUUUGAAAUAAAGGAUUUCAGACAGCCAUGCACAUCUUUUUUCAAGGUUCAAUACAGCAAAGAAGAAGAUGGUUUAAGUAUAAAUUGUUCUUGCAAACGGUUUGAACAAUUUGGUAUAUUGUGCCGCCAUAUAUUUUACGUAUUACGGAAUAAUGAGAUUGAUAAAGUUUAUAGAGAGAUUGUUGUUGCAAAUGAGUACGUGGUUAAUAGGCUGGUUGGCGAUUUAGAUGAAUUGUGUCGUUACAGGGAUCAUAUUAAAAGUUAUAUUGAUAAAGCGGAUGAGGUUAUGGUUGCUGCGCCGCCUCCUACUCGCAAAGAAAGAUUUGCUGAUAUUGGAGGGAACAUAGAGAAAUCUAAUUCUAUGAUUCGUGUCCCCAUCAAAACAAGGACCAAAGGAUGCGGUGUACAAAAAAGGAUCAAGUCUAAUCGUGAGAUUGCAAUUCAGAAAUCAUCAAAGAUCCAGAAAUCGUGCCGUGUUUGUGGUGGAAAAGGACAUAACAGUCGAACAUGUAAAGAUAAGGUUUCUUCUAAUGCUAUAGGUUCUAGCAAUGGAAUUUUGUUUUGGUUAAUUGCGUUUUAUGAUAACAACAAUAUAUUUGAUCUUUACCAUAUACUUUAUAUGAUCAUACACAAAAUUAAACAAGAAAUGCAAGUGGAUAUAAUAAACAUUGCGUUAUAUAGAUGA
This is a messenger RNA of Helianthus annuus (common sunflower), 888 nucleotides long. RefSeq names its product protein FAR1-RELATED SEQUENCE 2-like. The transcript is spliced from 5 exons. NCBI's taxonomy places the organism in Eukaryota, Viridiplantae, Streptophyta, Magnoliopsida, Asterales, Asteraceae. The coding region runs from base 1 to 888 and encodes 295 amino acids. Gene Ontology annotation, molecular function: zinc ion binding. The record is from RefSeq and is a predicted model, not a curated record.